This is a messenger RNA of Suillus paluster, 717 nucleotides long. RefSeq lists its product as uncharacterized. The transcript has a single exon. Gene Ontology annotation, biological process: telomere maintenance; DNA repair. Bases 1 to 717 code for a protein of 238 amino acids. Gene Ontology annotation, molecular function: DNA helicase activity. Lineage: Eukaryota; Fungi; Basidiomycota; Agaricomycetes; Boletales; Suillaceae. The record is from RefSeq and is a predicted model, not a curated record.
AUGACACAGCAAGUGUUGACAGCCCAGGAAGUAAUUAACGCAGUUGGUGCAGAGUUCAAUCUCAACACCAAGCAAUGGGUGGUGUUCCGCAUGAUCGCUGAUUUUUUUGUGGCUAAAUAUGUCAAAAAGAAUCUGCCAGAAGAUGAGCAGCUCAGGAUGCUUAUGACAGGACCUGGAGGCACUGGCAAAACUCACAUUGUAAAAGCAGUUCAAUGUGUCCUGCAGCAUUAUGGCUGUGCACAUCUCAUCAGGUUCCUGGUGCCGACAGGAUCUGCAGUUGCUCUAAUCAAUGGAAUGACCAUCCACAAAUGGCUGGGGAUCAAAAUCAAAAGCAAGAACAAAGGGAAGGGGAAUUGGGAUCCUGGCACAACUGCAGAAGAUUACGCGGUGUUGAUCAGUGUGUCUAACCACGCACAACUGCAGGAUGAGUGGAAGAAUGUUGAAUCCCUGUUGUUGAAUGAGGUGUCAUUGGUAGGCCUGCAGUUGAUAGCUGAAAUCAACCAUGCAUUGCAGUUUGCUAAAGAAAAGCCUCAUCUCUGGUUCAGGGGAGUGUCCAUCAUAUUCUCUGGCAAUUUCUUUCAAUUUCUGCCUGUUUGGGGCAGUGCCUUGUACACCCCAAUAUCCUUGUAUGCUGGACAGAACAACACAGAAAUUCAGAAAAGGCUUGGCCACCUUGUGUGGAAAUUGUUGAAUGCUGUGAUCAAUCUCACAGAAUAA